Molecule: messenger RNA, 1531 nt
Organism: Carica papaya (papaya)
Lineage: Eukaryota; Viridiplantae; Streptophyta; Magnoliopsida; Brassicales; Caricaceae
Product: 3-dehydroquinate synthase
Biological process (GO): aromatic amino acid biosynthetic process
Molecular function (GO): 3-dehydroquinate synthase activity; oxidoreductase activity
Source: RefSeq, a predicted model, not a curated record
CAUUUCUCCCCAGCAGGCCCGCCCAUCUGUAAACAGAUGGCCCUUAUCUGGUUCAGAAUCGAAAGCAGUACCCAUCUUUUAGACAAGUACACACGGAAAGGAUGACUCUAUCACUGUCUUCUUCUUCUCUAGCCCCGAUCCCCAGACAGCUGAAUCGCUUUCCUCGGAGAACAGGUAGAUGGAAUACAUGCAGAUUGGUUUCUGGGGACAUUGAUUUGGUUAUUACUAAGAGCAGCUUAAAAAACAAAGAAUUAAAGAGGAGUUCUUGCUUGGCAAUGGUUUCUUGUUCGAGUUCUUCCGAAACAUAUGAAGAAUCUAAGAAGGUAUGGAUAUGGACAGAGAGCAAGGAAGUCAUGACUGCUGCAGUGGAGAGAGGGUGGAACACAUUCAUAUUCUCCUCACAGAAUCAAGAACUUGCCAAUGAGUGGUCAUCAAUUGCGUUGGUAAAUUGUCUAUUUAUUAAAGAUGGAGAGGUUCUUGAUAUUGCAAACAAAAGGGUGGCCACAGUUUUUGAGGUUUCAGCUCCUGAAGAGUUGCAUAGGUUGCAACCAGAGAAUGUGCCCACAGCAAAUAUUGUUAUUAAUCUAUUAGAUUGGCAGGUGAUACCUGCAGAAAAUAUUGUCGCAACAUUCCAUGGCAGCCAAAAGACGGUGCUUGCCGUCUCACAAACUCUUUCUGAGGCACAAAUAUUUCUUGAGGCCCUGGAGCAAGGCCUAGGCGGAAUUGUUUUAAAAGUUGAGGAUAUGACAACUGUUCUUGGCUUAAAGGACUAUUUUGACAGAAGGAAUGAAGAAAGUAAUACAAUGACCUUAAACAAAGCUGUUGUAACGCGAGUCGAAAUUGCCAGCAUGGGUGAUCGAGUUUGUGUGGAUCUCUGUAGCCUUUUGAGACCCGGUGAAGGACUUCUUGUGGGAUCCUUUGCUAGAGGACUUUUCCUUGUUCACUCAGAAUGCUUGGAGUCAAAUUAUAUUGCCAGCAGGCCAUUCCGAGUCAAUGCUGGGCCUGUACACGCCUAUGUUGCUGUUCCAGGAGGUAAGACUUGCUACCUUUCAGAGCUAAAAGCGGGAAAAGAGGUGGUUGUGGUGGAUCAGAAGGGUCAUCAGCGAGUAGCAAUAGUUGGCCGUGUAAAGAUAGAGACUAGACCUCUUAUCCUUGUGGAAGCCAAGACUGACGCAGAUGAUCAAACUCAUUUCAGUAUCUUUCUACAGAAUGCUGAAACAGUUGCUUUAGUCUCACCCCAUCAAGGAAGUGGACAACAACAUACUGCAAUCCCGGUGACUUCACUCAAAGUUGGGAAUGAGAUUUUACUUAGAAUACAAGGUGGGGCUCGUCAUACAGGAAUAGAGAUUCAAGAGUUCAUUGUUGAGACCUGAACAACCUACUAUCAUUUUCUGGGGAGGGUAAAGUUUUACCGAAAGAAAUGGCAGGAAAAUUUUAGUGAUUGAAUGAUUAUCUUUUUAUCUUUAAUGAAUGUAUGAAAAUAAUAUGCUUAAUGCAAAUGAAAGUAUAUAGAUUAUGAGGAGGCUUAAAA